Messenger RNA from Nomia melanderi (Alkali bee), 6057 nucleotides. RefSeq names its product L(3)mbt interactor in ovarian somatic cells (gene Lint-O). Lineage: Eukaryota; Metazoa; Arthropoda; Insecta; Hymenoptera; Halictidae. Gene Ontology annotation, molecular function: histone binding; chromatin binding; DNA binding. Gene Ontology annotation, biological process: negative regulation of DNA-templated transcription. Gene Ontology annotation, cellular component: nucleus. The record is from RefSeq and is a predicted model, not a curated record.
GGUCGUUUCUAAAAUCACAGACGCAGUAACGUAUCAUACAUACUUGAAUCGCACUGAAAUUUUUUCACGGUUUUCCUUCUAAUUUGAAACUGCGUCGCGAUGUCCGCGUCACUUAAUAUUUUUCUACAUUUGGCUGCGACGCAGUGCUUUGAAUUUCAUCGGAUUAGAGAAAAAAUGGGAAAUUCCUAACAAAAAUUCAAUUUUAAAUAGGAAAAAUAUUAUUCUUUCGCAUAAAACAGGAAUGAGUAGUUAUCUGCAGAAAGGUAAGAUUUUUUCAGUUUCGUUGGUGCAAAAGUUGAAACGGUAAAAGAGAAUGAAAACGUUGGGACAAUCGCCCCUUAAGAAAGAAGGAAAGUAGUAAUAAAAGGAGAACGACUAAGUCGGUGAAAGCGAUGCGCAGAAGCCGGUUCCUUGUAGGGUGCUGACAAAGGUAUCGCCGCGCCUGUACGGACCCGUCCCCGCAAAAAGUGCGCUCCGCGUGCUCCGUACUCCAGCGGCGGUCCGUCCACACUCGCGUGUAGCCGCACCCGGCUUGGCGCUCUUCGGUUUUCACGAAAUAAUUCGCAGUCGCGACCGUGGGGAAGUCCCGUCGUCGGUGUAAAUGAUUUUUCGUGAAUUGUUGGAAGUGACAGUAUCAGUGAAGUGAAGUGCGCCGCAAUUUGCACGGAGUUCGAUCUUUUUGGGCGUUCUGUAGGAAGGAGAGCUGGCGCGGCGCGCACGAGAGGCCGCCUCUAGAAAAAGAGCGCGUCUCGCGCGUUGCGCUACAUUGGAGUCCGCGAUAUGCCCGAGAACGCGUAAGACCGACGUUGCGAAUUCGAAAGGAAAACGCGUCCGCCUGACAAGCGGUAAUGAUCGAAUAAGUCGUACGCCGAAAAUUUUUCAAGUUGCGGAUCGCCGAGGGGAUUUCGGCCGGUCGAGCCGGGAGCGAGAGAGAGAAGAGGCUGGCGCGCGGCGAGGCCACCUCGGUAAAAGACCGCGUCUUGCGGGUUCAGCGAUGUGCUGCGGUGCCUAUUGUGUGCGAUACGAUCGUUGAAGCUUAUCGACAUUCGUGGAAUCGUGUCGUACAUGUCACCCUGCCGUAUGAUAAACGAUAGAUCGACGAAGGAUUUAUCGAGCAGCCCGUGUACAGUGUCAACGCGUACCCGCGGAGACGUAUACGGGGAAACGCAACCGGCGGCGAUAUAUCCCGCGUGGUACGUAUACGCACGUAUACGGACACACGUAACAGCGCACAUACGUGUGCCAUGCACAUUUGCAAAGGACUGUGGUCUCGUGGAAUCGUCGUUUAGUCGCGUGUAUCGAAGUGGCCUGUCGCGAAGCGCGCUUAACAGAGAGAUCCAACACCGUGGAAAACGUGUCUGUCGGAACGCACGACGAGGGAGAGAGGAGGAGAAAGAAAUAGAGAGAGCUAGAGAGGGGGAGAGAGUGAGAAAGAGAGUGAGAGGGAGAGAAAUCGGUGAAAGAGGAGAGGUGUCCGUCGUUCGACGAUUGGCGCGUGGCGUAGACAUUCGACGGUCACUUGGCACGUAUGUAGUGCAAUUAUUCCCCGGUUAUCCCGUUUCGUCCCCGUGAAGCAUAAGCAUUAUUUAUGGGUGCAUGGAUCGGUGCAUUUCCAAAAACGAAACAAAAGACGUGGAACGCAACCAGUACACCAUCAGCGAGAACACGGUUCCCUUUGUUCGACUCGGCAAUACCUCGAUAACGAUUUGUUCGAAUUUUAAAUCGCGUUCAACGAUUACCGGAAGGAAGUUACGUACGCGGCUAGUAAAAUAUACCGACAUCGAAAGUGCGUACAAAGGGUGUGAAAUGCGUCGCGCUGCAGUUCGAUGUUCGAUCCAGCAGCGACGGACGACCUGACUUUGUCAGAUUGCCUCUCGACGUCGUCGCGGCUGCCGCCGCCGCCGCCGCUGCCGCCGCCGCUGCCGCCGUUGUCGCCGUCAUCGUUAUCGUUGUGCACCUCUCGGCUUCAGUCCAACAAUGGAUGAGCGCAGCUGCAGAACACAAUUCGAAAUCUUCUCCCGGUAGCGGAACACAGGCGGAUAGAAAGUGAUCAUUCGUUUAGUCGGGAUUGUGAACCGCGUUUAAUCGUUUUGCGCCCGGUGAUUAACGUUGAACAGACAUUUCGCGCGUUCUAUAUGCGCCAUAGAUUUCGCACAUUAUUGACUUCGUCGAUCCGUGCAAUCGAUAAUAUUGCAUCACGAGUUAACAAGUUUCUUCGAUUGUUGUUGCCGCCUUACCGUUUCCGGCCGGAUAUAUUCGCUGAAUUAUAAAAAACGAAGGGAAAUUGCACGCAUCGAGAUGCGCGUCGGAACGUUCUACACUUUAUUGUAAGACGUCACUCGAAUUUGUUUAUGUAUAGGCGCGAUUCUGCGCUUGAUAUAAAACGGUCCCCGAGCUGCGUCCUGCCACGAGAAUCAUCGACUUUUUAUUCUGCGCAUCGUUUCAAAUGUUAAUCAAGAACUUUCGGUAUUCCAACAAUGAAAUAAUAAAUCAAAGCAUGCAUUUUUAAACGGAGUUCCAUAAAAAGAGAUAAAUACAGAAAUCUAGCAAAGAGCGACAAAGUGAUACACCCCGAGGCAAAUACAUGCGGAGAUAUAUAGACAGACGCCGGUCGUUAUGAUAUCGCGCGCGAAUGAUACAAACACCAUAAAAACGCGCAGGAGGUACUGUGAAAAUUAUUUCGACGUUCUCAUCGAACAUUAUACAGCUAUACAUCCGACAACAUCGCAUUACAACGUGAAACGAUUUAUCGACGUAUAAUAAUGCAGCAACACCGGGUAGAAACACAAAUACUCCACGAGGAGCAGAUCCUGGAGGCAAUAGAUCAGUUGCGUCGCCGUAAAGCGCGACCCGACGCCGACCGUAUCUGCAAUUAUUUAUUACGGAAAUUCUCCGUAGAUGCACGCGAUACGAUAGCCGAUCUUCAUAGACUGAUCGAAGCGGAGAAGGUGAUUCAGGUGGAUUACAAAGGUAACACCAGUUACCGAAAUGCCUCGAAAUGGUCGCGAUUGCAGCUUUACAAAAAUCGACCGGAGGGUUUUGUCAAGGAGAAAUUGAAUUCCGGGAUGGUGGCGGGUGCCGUUGCCGAGCUCGUUGUCGAAGAGCCGGAUUACCUGGACCAGGGUGUACCAGCAUAUAGGUUGGUCGAGCAACUGCUCGAUGGUGUCUCGAAUCCUACGUCCAGGCGUAUGGUUGAGGAUUUCCUUGGGAAAGAAGUAGCCAGCGGAAAUUUGACGCGUCUCUCUAACGGCAAUUACUCGCUGGUGGCGACGUCUGACAUGACAACCACCGCCGAACCAACGCAUCGAGAAUCUUUCACCCUUGAAAAUGGAAACGCGCGACGCAAGGAAUUGCACACUGUUUCAUCGACAACGGGUGGUCUGUACGAUUUUGACGAGACUGAGAACUUGACAAUUACGGAUUCUAGGUCAAACACGCCGAGAUCCUCGCGUCAAGCUAGCCCGAAGCCUGAUCCACAGAUCAGAAAGGAAGAAUGUUUUGAAAUAAUUGUUGGCAGGAACGAAAAUACCGAAUCAUCCGCGGAACAUGACUCUCUAAAGGAGCAGGAAUCGCAGGAACCUACGCAAACGUCUGUCGAGGAUGUAAAAGAUGAAUCAAAAACCACGGACAGUCAGUCUCAUAACCUCAAAAGGUCAUCGAAAGCUGAGCGUAAACAGCGCUUACUUGUUCGAACAGAUGAUCCUAUGGACAUAGAGAUCAAGUUUGAGGAUUAUCGGAAAGAUAUUAAAGAAGACACGAAUUUGCAGAAAGAAAAGAGAGAUGAAACUGGACAUCUUAGCGAAGAACGAGAAGACGAUGAUGCGGGACGAAGUUCCACUAAUCCCUCGCCAACACCAUCCAGUGUUAAUGUCGGUGGAUUCCGUAGUGCACGCAGAAAGAGGGCAAAAAAGGUAUUUGAUCCUUCCGACAAUAAUCUUGUGAAACGGAAACGUGGAAGACAGUCUGGUUCCCAAAAUAAAUCUUCUUUGUCUCAAGAAUCUCAAGACACUUCUAAAUCGACUGUUAAAGAUGGACCUUGUAGGCAAUGUAGCCUUUGUGCCAAAGAAAAGCAAGAAAGCUUGGUUGCUUGCAGAGACUGUACCGUAAGAGCACAUCCAAGUUGUAUUUAUAGUCCAGAAGAAAUGAUUCAAAAGGCAGGUAGUAAUUGGCAGUGUGAAAGGUGUAAGAGUUGUACGAUAUGUUGUGAAACUUCAGAUGCGGGUCCACUUGCCACGUGUUUUACAUGCGAUGAAGCUUACCAUUACUAUUGCCACACUCCACGCAUAAUAAUACCUAAGUCAAAUUCGAAAUGGCAAUGUAAUGAUUGUAUCCAAAAACAGUAUAAACCAAGUAUAAACCAGAGUAUUAGUCUGGUUACUAAUAGACCAGAUACUCCAUCGAAUCCACCCGUUUUACCUCCAGUUUUAAGUCCUCAAGUUUCCCCUGCCAGAGGAUCUUCGGAUCAAAUGGAGGAUGAUGGUCCAAGAGAUGGAAUUGAUCCAAAUAUACCUGAUGCUUCGGAUUGGACAUCUGAACAAGUAUACCAGUAUUUUGCGAGACUUUUCCCAAAGGAAGCAGAAGUGUUCAGACAACAGGACAUUGAUGGCCACUCCUUAUUGUUGAUGAAACGAUCGGAUGUUUUGAGUGGACUUGAUCUGCUUUUAGGUCCAGCAUUGAAAAUAUAUAGACAUGUGUUAAAAUUGCAAGUGAGAAGAGACGAUCCGAAACUUUAUUGGCUGUAAAUGCUUUAAAAACUGAAAUAGUUAGGAUGAUUUUUAAAGAAGAUUGGUGAUUUAUCAUACUGUACAGAUAAAUUCUUUUUACAUUUAAGGAUCAUGAAUAUUUUUUUGAUUCGAGAUACUUUUUCAUAUUGUACAUACUGCAGUUAUCUUGAAUUAAAAAAAUAAUUCUUUAAUAUAAAAAUAAGAUAAAAUAAUUAAAAAAUAAACAAUGUUGUUUGUUUUCUAUCCAAAUACUUUUGUAUUGGAUAGUUUUGUAUAGCUCACCGUUCAUGUGCGUCCCCGUAUUAUAAUGAUAGAAUGUACUUUUUUGUUUAUUGAUUGUAUAUCAAUACUUCUGAAAGGUGCUGAUUUUUUCACCUGUUAUACAUGUUAACGUUAAUCUUUUGUUCCACGAUGAAAAUUCUAAAAAUUGUUCUGUUUAAAUAAAACAUUCAAGUACGAGGAAAAUAAUAAAUAAUGUUUUUCCACCUUUGUAUUAUUUUUUAUUUUUUACAAUAUAUAGCAAGAUAACAAAUAUUUAUUAAUAAUACAGUAAAUUUGUCAAUAUCCAAUGUAAGGAACAUGAUACUUUGGUUUCAAAUAUACUUUCUUAUACAUUAAACAUAUCAGUAUUUAUAAUGCAAUACAUCACACUAAAUUACACGUUUAAUUCUGCCUUUAAGUAAAAAUUCUAUUAUUAUUAUUAUUACUUUCAUAAUACACAUGAGAAUUAUGUUUUGGGUGUAACUAUUGAUUCCUUUUAACAGAAUAAAAUUAUAGUUUGGUAAUUUUAUUAAUACUGGAUGGAAAAACUAAUUUUUUAAAUACUUCAUAAAAUAGAUUUUUGUAAAUGAAAUUCCGUUAUAGCAUAUUUAAUAAUAAUUAAAGGUUACUCGUAGAAACUUAUUCUUUAGAAAUGCACAUAACGAUUUGGUGAUUUACAACAAUACCUUAUGUACUCCUGCAAUAUUGAAUUCAUAAUAUUUACAUUUAUAUAAUAAUCAAUGUAUUCAGAAGGUUAUUAAUAUUUAACCUAAUUUAAUAUAACAAGAUAUACUUUAUAAUUUUUACUCCAUUUAAAGAAUAAUAUAAUAAUAUCAAGGAAAUUCAAGUUCACAGUUUUAAUCAUUUUUGGUAGUCAUAUAAAUACUUUAUCACCUCCAUUAUUUUAAAUCACAUUAAAUUCUGAGGAAUUGCACAUUUAAUAAUUCACAGAAUACUAGUAUGAAGACAUUAAUACUUCUGUUAAUAUAUAUGUAAGUAAUGUCUUAUGCUGUUUAUAUAAUUACACAUCAAUUUACACUUUGGGAGAAAAUAUUGAGUUUAUACAUUCCAG